This is a messenger RNA of Symphalangus syndactylus (siamang), 2735 nucleotides long. It is a transcript of the gene RHOA, whose product is annotated as ras homolog family member A. Gene Ontology annotation, biological process: small GTPase-mediated signal transduction. The record is from RefSeq and is a predicted model, not a curated record. Lineage: Eukaryota; Metazoa; Chordata; Mammalia; Primates; Hylobatidae. Gene Ontology annotation, molecular function: GTPase activity; GTP binding.
CGCGCGCGUGCGCGGGGCCGCGACCUGUGCCGGCUCGAGCCCGCUGGGCACUCGGGGGCGUGCACGUCGUUCCCCGCCCUCCCGCCGCCGCCCGCCCUCGCUCUCUCGCGCUCCCCUCCCGCAGCUCGCGGUGCUCCGUGGGUUCUCUCGUUAGUCCACGGUCUGGUCUUCAGCUGCCCGCCUUCGUCUCCGAGCUUGCGACUCGCGGACCGGCGUCCCCGGCGCGAAGAGGCUGGACUCGGAUUCGUUGCCUGAGGUUCAAGCGAUUCUCGUGCCUCAGCCUCUGGAGUAGCUGGGACUACAGGAUUUUGCUCUGUCAUCCCAGCUGGAGUGCAGUGUCUUGAUCGCUACUCACUGCCACUUUGCCCUCCUGGGCCCAAGCGAUCCUGCUGCCACAGCCUGCAGAGUAGGUGGGACCACAGGGUCUCACUCUGGCACCCAGGCUGGAGUGCAGUGGUACGAUCAUGGCUCACUGUAGACUUGACCUACUGGCUGAAGCUGUCCUCUCACCUCAGUUUCCCACCCUUACCCACCGAGUAGCUGGGAUUACAGACGCUCACCAACAUGCCUGGCUAAUUUUUAUUUUUUGUAGAAAUGAGGUCUCACUGUAUUGCCCAGGCUGGUCUCGAGCUCCUGGACUCAAAUAUCCUGGGAUUACAGUAGAGACGGGAUUUCGCCAUGUUGGCCAGACUGGUCUCGAUUUCCUGACCUCAGGUGAUCCAUUUGCCUCGGCCUCCCAAAGUGCUGGGAUUACAGGCGUGAGCUGCCACGCCCGGUCAUCAAUGGCUGCCAUCCGGAAGAAACUGGUGAUUGUUGGUGAUGGAGCCUGUGGAAAGACAUGCUUGCUCAUAGUCUUCAGCAAGGACCAGUUCCCAGAGGUGUAUGUGCCCACAGUGUUCGAGAACUAUGUGGCAGAUAUCGAGGUGGAUGGAAAGCAGGUAGAGUUGGCUUUGUGGGACACAGCUGGGCAGGAAGAUUAUGAUCGCCUGAGGCCCCUCUCCUACCCAGAUACCGAUGUUAUACUGAUGUGUUUUUCCAUCGACAGUCCUGAUAGUUUAGAAAACAUCCCAGAAAAGUGGACCCCGGAAGUCAAGCAUUUCUGUCCCAACGUGCCCAUCAUCCUGGUUGGGAAUAAGAAGGAUCUUCGGAAUGAUGAGCACACAAGGCGGGAGCUAGCCAAGAUGAAGCAGGAGCCGGUGAAACCUGAAGAAGGCAGAGAUAUGGCAAACAGGAUUGGCGCUUUUGGGUACAUGGAGUGUUCAGCAAAGACCAAAGAUGGAGUGAGAGAGGUUUUUGAAAUGGCUACGAGAGCUGCUCUGCAAGCUAGACGUGGGAAGAAAAAAUCUGGGUGCCUUGUCUUGUGAAACCUUGCUGCAAGCACAGCCCUUAUGCGGUUAAUUUUGAAGUGCUGUUUAUUAAUCUUAGUGUGUGAUUACUGGCCUUUUUCAUUUAUAAUUUACCUAAGAUUACAAAUCAGAAGUCAUCUUGCUACCAGUAUUUAGAAGCCAACUAUGAUUAUUAAUGAUGUCCAACCCGUCUGGCCCACCAGGGUCCUUUUGACACUGCUCUAACAGCCCUCCUCUGCACUUCCACCUGACACACCAGGCGCUAAUUCAAGGAAUUUCUUAACUUCUUGCUUCUUUCUAGAAAGAGAAACAGUUGGUAACUUUUGUGAAUUAGGCUGUAACUACUUUAUAACUAACAUGUCCUGCCUAUUAUUUGUCAGCUGCAAGGUACUCUGGUGAGUCACCACUUCAGGGCUUUACUCCUUGACAGAUUUUGUUGGCAUAGCUCUGGGGUGGGCAGUUUUUUGAAAAUGGGCUUGCGGCCGGGCGCGGUGGCUCACGCUUGUAAUCCCAGCACUUUGGGAGGCCGAGGCGGGCGGAUCACGAGGUCAGGAGAUUGAGACCACGGUGAAACCCCGUCUCUACUAAAAAUACAAAAAAUUAGCCGGGCGUGGUGGCGGGCGCCUGUAGUCCCAGCUACUCGGAGAGGCUGAGGCAGGAGAAUGGCGUGAACCCGGGAGGCGGAAGUUGCAGUGAGCCGAGAUUGUGCCACUGCACUCCAGCCUGGGCGACAGAGCGAGACUCCGUCUCAAAAAAAAAAAAAAAAAAAAAGAAAAUGGGCUCAACCAGAAAAGCCCAAGUUCAUGCAGCUGUGGCAGAGUUACAGUUCUGUGGCUUCAUGUUAGUUACCUUAUAGUUACUGUGUAAUUAGUGCCACUUAAUGUAUGUUACCAAAAAUAAAUAUAUCUACCCCAGACUAGAUGUAGUAUUUUUUGUAUAAUUGGAUUUCCUAAUACUGAUAUUUGUCAUCCCCAAAGAAAGUGUAUUGGUUUUUUAAAAAAGAAAGUGUAUUUGGAAAUAAAGUCAGAUGGAAAAUUCAUUUUUUAAAUUCCCGUUUUGUCACUUUUUCUGAUAAAAGAUGGCCAUAUUACCCCUUUUCGGCCCCAUGUAUCUCAGUACCCCUAUCUGGAGCUGGGCUAAGUAAAUAGGAAUUGGUUUCACGCCUGAGGCAAUUAGACACUUUGGAAGGUGGCAUAACCUGUCUCACCUGGACUUCAGCGUCUGGCUCUAAUUCACAGUGCUCUUUUCUCCUCACUGUAUCCAGGUUCCCUCCCAGAGGAGCCACCAGUUCUCAUGGGUGGCACUCAGUCUUCUCUCCAGCUGACUAAACUUUUUUUCUGUACCAGUUAAUUUUUCCAACUACUAAUAGAAUAAAGGCAGUUUUCUAAA